UGGCGACGUCCAUCCAGAACCGCUGUAGGCACAUUCUGUGUUGGCAAAAUCCCCGAAGUAACUAAUCGAAACAAAGUAAGUCACCUGCGGCAAUACAACUAAAAAUAUCGUUUUCGCCGUUGGAUAUCUGCACAUGUCGGUUGACGGCGUGGUGUUCGCUUUCAUGGCUGUUUGAGAAUGAAAUUGGGCGUCCUUUCGCCAUGGCCACCGACAACAGGGUUCAUUUCUGGAGGAGAAACCCAAAGGUUCCCGGAAGCUUGCAGCCAGUAUAUGGAGCACAGCACCCUCCUCUGGACCCACGCAGACACCGUCUAUUAAAAGAUACUCCAAAGGCCAGCAGUUUGUACACCAAAUCCAAAAAACCUUCAACUUUCCACGAAUUUGCUCGGAGCACCAAUGAUGCAUGGGACAUUGAUGAUGAAGAGGAUGAUGGUAUGUUUAGUCUCAAACAGCCCUCAUCUUCACCUGUCCAAUCACGAUCCAUGCCUCAUACGUCCUGCGUCAAACUCAUCAAAGCCCCAGAGGACACAGAGUCACUGCCCCGCCCACUGGACAGGCAGGAAUCAAUCAGCACAAACCCCGUUCUAGAUCGACUGGACGACGAAAGCGGUCCAGCCAAUGGCAGGGUGAUAAAGUCCUGUAGCGACGCUCAGCUGAAUGUUAAUGCAGCUCGCAGUACUCUGCAGAAACAGCAUUCACUUCCUGUACGGCCCGUCAUUCCAUUGGUUGCCCGCAUUUCGGACCAAAAUAGCUCAGGAGCUCCGCCUAUGACGGUGAGAGAGAAGACUCGAUUGGAUAAAUUCAAGCAGCUACUUGCAAGUCCCAACACAGACCUGGAGGAGUUACGGAAGCAUAGCUGGUCGGGAAUCCCUCGUGAAGUUCGACCAGUCACCUGGAGACUCUUAUCGGGCUAUCUUCCAGCCAAUAGGGAACGAAGGGAUCUGGUUCUCCAGAGGAAGAGGGAGGAGUAUUUUGGCUUCAUCGAGCAGUAUUACCACUCCACAACAGAUGAGAAUCACAGAGACACUUACAGACAGAUUCACAUCGAUAUCCCGAGGACAAACCCUUUGAUUCCUUUGUUCCAGCAACCGCUGGUGCAAGAGGUGUUUGAGCGGAUUCUGUUCAUCUGGGCCAUCCGUCACCCCGCUAGUGGAUACGUGCAGGGCAUUAAUGACCUGGUCACUCCCUUUUUUGUGGUCUUCCUCUCUGAAUUCGUGGAGGAAGACGUGGAAAAUUUCGAAAUGGCAAGCUUGCCCCAGGAUACACAACGAAACAUUGAAGCCGACAGCUUUUGGUGCAUGAGCAAAUUGCUGGAUGGGAUACAGGACAACUACACAUUUGCCCAGCCUGGGAUACAGAUUAAAGUCAAGGCGCUGGAAGAGCUCGUUAGCAGAAUUGAUGAGGAUGUCCACGUGCACUUUCAGAAGUGUGAGGUGGAGUAUCUGCAGUUUGCUUUCCGCUGGAUGAAUAAUCUACUGAUGCGGGAGCUGCCGCUGCGCUGUACCAUUCGCCUGUGGGACACCUACCAGGCCGAGUCAGAGGGAUUUUCCCAUUUCCACCUCUACGUGUGCGCAGCCUUCCUCAUCAAAUGGCGCAAAGAGAUCCUCUCCAUGUUGGACUUUCAGAGCCUGCUAAUGCUCCUGCAGAACCUUCCCACAAUACACUGGGGCAACGAAGAGGUGGGUUUGCUACUGGCAGAGGCCUACAGACUCAAAUACAUGUUCGCUGACGCUCCAAGCCACUACAAGAGAUGAGAACCCGUAAGCUGACCACAGCGUGACCCUGCAAAACCCAGACGAUGAUCUGACCUAACAACAGGAUCAGUCCAAACGCCGCUUCUUUGCUCGGUUUAAUCCGACACAGCGAAGAUAGAGCUCACCAAUUUUCUCCAAUGACGUCCAAUUUGUGUCAUCGUCUGUAACAAUUCACGAUCAAGAACGAGACGACGUAAACAACCACGGACAAAACGAAUAUUUUGGGGAAAAAAACUCCCAGAGAUCUUGAUGGCUGACAGUUCAAUUUGCCUACUGAUGACUUCAGAAGAUAACUGACAGUGAGAUGCCAAGAGCUGAGGAACAGAAAGCGCUUAUGUAAACGUAUCAAACUAAAAACAGAAGGACGUGGCAUCCUAUGCUUCCCCGCAUCUUCCUCUAUUUGUUACCUCCACCCCUCGUUUUUAUUUCUUGGCAGAUCUUCAUUUUUUUGUCCCCCCUCGCCAAUGUUCUCGUGUUUUGUGUUAUUAGACCAUAAUGUGAUCUCCUCGGCCACUUUGCUCAUUGCCACAUUGAUUGUACCGCACACAGGUACACGGGUCGAUUCCCGUCCGUAAUCACUCUGUGUUAUUGAAGCUCUGCAAUACAUGAAACUAUGGCAGUCGUAAGGGUCGUUUCUCAAGGGGUGCGGCUGAGCGUUACGGAUUCGAAGAAUCAAUAUGCAACCGCCUGAGCGAUGUGUUUGGGUUUUGUUUUGGGGUUUUUACGUUUCUUUUUUUUUUAGAAUUGUAAGACUGAAUUUUAACAAUCCUGAAACAGUGGCUUUGUAUGCAUAUGAAGCCCUUGCACAAUUAUUUCUUAGAAAAUGAGAACUUUCAGAGCUUUAGUAUUAGCAUUCGACUACUACUGAGGUAACGUUUCAGCAAAGAUGGCUGAAUCAAACUGCGGUGAAAUAUUAAUAUGGCUUUAUAAAGAAUGAAUCGGUGUGAUAUGAGGUCAGCCUAUGAGACCACAGGACUGGAGUCGUGUUGAAAGGAAACUACUGACUUAGAAGCAGACUGAAGGGUUUUGGUUUUCACUGUGUGGUACUGAAGCGUGGAUGGGUGCGAUACCUGACAGACACGCUCCGAACGGCACAAAUCAUAAUCUUAAAUACUGCUGGAAAUCAGCAAAUGAAAUGUCUGAAGCACUGUGAAAAGGCAUCUACCAUUCGCACAUGCAUUCAAUCUCCCAGGGCAACCGAAUUAUGCAGAUGUCUAUGCUAAUUAGAUGUAGAUGAUCUGAUUAUCUCCUUUUUCCCUUUGAACCCUCGUUUCACCUUUCGGUAUAUUUAUUAACUGCAGGCUGAUACAUUUUGAUUGGUGAUUAAUUGUUCACCUUCUAAAUCUUUCCAAACUAGAUGUGUGAUCUUUAUAAAUCGGAGUGUAAUGUGAAAUGAAUGACUCCGACUUAUCAAAAGCAAAUGUUUUCAUUAAAAUCUCUAAUCAUCUCAUAUAACUUGGACCAAAACCCUGCAUGGAUAAUCUGAAUAAUGAAUUAAAUGAGUGUCUUUCUGCUUUAAUUAUUGAAGCAAGUGGAGUGUAUUGAUUAGAUGGAGGUGUCAGAAUCAGUUAAAUGUGAUGCCGGUGAACUUCAAGCUCAGCGCUGUGGAGUUUGCUGAUGUUAAACGCUUGAAUAAUGUACAUUUUGUCAGCUCGCUGUCUUUAUUCUUUCGUCAGUGACAUUUGAAACCACCUGCGCCAUACGGUCUCAAUGUUACAAUCUAUUUUUGAUGAGGCAUUUGCGGUGCUGCACUCUUAUUUUGAGGUGAACUGGAAUGUAUUUUUUUCUUUCAGUGUAUGUCUUAAUGUCUUUGCAUACAUUACUGAGCUCAUAUUCACUCCAGAGAUAAUUAGUUUGCUCGUCACGCUUUAAAAGUGUGCUAAUGAAGAGGUGACUUAUUGUCGAGGGUUGAGAUUGCUGACGCUGGUGAGGAGAUAGAGCAGUGAUUAUUCAUGAGACGCGUUGAGUGGACUUGCAGAUUAACUCCCUGUUUUAGUCUUUUGAAUGUCAUAAAUGUCUGAAUUGAUUGUAUUAAUGAAUCUUGUUCAAGUCAACAUGAAAUCAAAAUGGACACCAUUUACUUUAUUAAUACUUAUUGCUGGUCUUAUUGUGUGCGGUUCAUCAGUGCACACACUAAUCUUCUGCCUCUGGACGAACUUUUCUUUUCUCCUGCUGUCACCUUAUAGGCUAUUGAAUAAUGUUGAUUCAAUGUUGACUCAAGAGCACCAGGAAGAUGCUCUUGAGAGUGAACUUGACCAUCAGCCUCAAUGUCCGGCUCUCAAGAUAAGGGUUUUGUUCAGACUUGUCCCCCUUUCUCAAUGUCUGAUCAAAAGAGUAACAUAUUAUCUCUUGCGCUAGCUUUUCUUAAUCAGUUAAUGCAAUGCCAAGCUGUUAGAUUGCUUACCGAAGGCUAAUUGAAAGGGAAAUAUUUCGUUGAACCAUUUUUAUAAUAUAAUGAUAUAUAAUUUUUUUCAUGAUUAAGAAUAAAUACACUACCGUUCAAAAGUUUGUGCUCUAGGAUUUUUCAUUGUCAUUAAAGGAAGUCUGUAAUGCUCACCAAGGCUGCAUUUAUUUGCUCAAAAAAAUGCAGUAAUAUUGUGAA
Molecule: messenger RNA, 4356 nt
Organism: Sinocyclocheilus rhinocerous
Lineage: Eukaryota; Metazoa; Chordata; Actinopteri; Cypriniformes; Cyprinidae
Product: TBC1 domain family member 22B-like
Exons: 14
Coding region: 201-1754 (517 amino acids)
Biological process (GO): activation of GTPase activity
Molecular function (GO): GTPase activator activity
Source: RefSeq, a predicted model, not a curated record